This is a messenger RNA of Lucilia sericata (common green bottle fly), 3576 nucleotides long. Its product is annotated as serine-rich adhesin for platelets-like. Gene Ontology annotation, molecular function: adenylate cyclase inhibiting G protein-coupled glutamate receptor activity. Bases 1 to 3576 code for a protein of 1191 amino acids. Gene Ontology annotation, biological process: G protein-coupled receptor signaling pathway. Gene Ontology annotation, cellular component: membrane. The transcript is spliced from 3 exons. NCBI's taxonomy places the organism in Eukaryota, Metazoa, Arthropoda, Insecta, Diptera, Calliphoridae. The record is from RefSeq and is a predicted model, not a curated record.
AUGAGUAAAAUUUAUAAACAAAUGCUUAACAAUAGAAUUAUACAAAUAAUUGUUAUAACAUGGCUAAUACAGCAGCAACAGCAAUUAACAAUGUGUAUUGCUGCUUGGCAGCCGCUGCAGGCUUUGGCAACAAAUCCUGCUUUAAAACUAGAAGAUGGCGUACAAGUGCAGCAAAAACAACAUCAUGUCAGAGAUGACAUUUUACAUAAUAGUACUAGCAUUAGUAAUAGCAGUACUACUACUACUACUCAUACAACUGCUGUGGCUGCAGCAAACAACAAAUUAAAUGUCAACAACACUGAUACCCAAAUGACCCUAAAGCUUAAAGAUGCAACAGCUAGAAAUGUUUAUACUAAAUAUUAUAACAAAACAUUGUUAUUGGCACCCGUUACGAAGACAGAAAAUAACGACAGCAGCAAAAGGACCUCCACUAACAUUAUAACAACUACAAAUAAGCCAACUAAACCAGCUGAAACUGUAAAGAUUAGUGUCAAAUUAACUAGCACAACUGAAACAUUUGCUGACGGUCAGUUAUCUACAGAAAUAAUAGGAGCUCUUGAGACCCAAACAACUAAUAAUGCUGCAAAUAACCAAACCAACAACCCAAAUCAUCAUCAUCAUCAUCAUAAUAAUACACCUGCAUUAUUAAAUAUAACACAUUUUACUUCUAACAUUACACGUCCCUAUAUAAAGCUUAAACGAAAAACCUUGAUAACAAUGACCACUGCUGCUCCCGAUAUCCCCAAACUGUCAUCUACAGCUACUAGAAAAACUGUAGCAAAAGUAAACGUGAAAAAUGAGAUAAGAGAUAAUACAGAAAAAGGAUUGAAUUCAAGGAUUUUAAAGGAUUUGCCAGGAAAAUAUGUUGAAAAAGCAGCAGCCUUUGUAGACUUAAUUGAAAAAGAUAAAAACCAGCUAACUGCCAACGAAGACAGUAGUAGUACAACAACCACAAGAGCACAAAAAUUACACAAAAAGUUGGAAGAGGAAAAAGGUGUUCAAAUGGAAGAGAAGGUGAGCGUGCUAAAGGAAGAAGAAAAUGAGGAUUUAGCAAUUACUUUAAAAGACAAAAACAUUAAUGAAAAUAACGCUUUUGCACCAAAAGCUUCAGUUAUACAAGAGCACUCCUUAGCAGCUUUUAAUCUAAGUUCUCAGAUGUCAAAAUCUAAAGAUAAAGAAUCCUCUCAGGAGGAAUCAAAAGCUGCUCAGCUCUCUUUAGAAACUUUAGAUUUAUUGCCCCCGAAAAGUUUAAGUAAAAAUAUCAUAUCCAAAGAGCUUACAGGCCAAAGCAUUAGUAAAAUGAGCCAUACAAAAGCUAUUAUAACAAAAGCUUUAGAGGAGCAAGAGCUUUACCCGGAAUCCUUAAGCUUAGAAACUCAAAGUUCUGUUUCUAAAGGUAAAAAUUUCUCUAGUGACAAUAUAAAAGCUUGUGCAAACAAAGAAAUAUCCUCAAAAGCUUUGCAGGUAUUGUCAAAGUCUAAUGAGCUUAUAAAUGAUACAAAAGAUGUUGCGGCAGAAGCUCCUGAGCUUUCUCUGAAAGUUAAUAAUCAGAGUUUAGAUUCUGAAAGUAAAAAUCUGUACGGAGAGAACACAAAAGCUGCUACCCAGGAAAGUUAUUCUGAAACUUUAAAGUUAAUGCCAUCAGAGUCGGGGGAAAGCUAUAAAGAUCAUUCAAAAAGCUUUCUUAAAGUUAUUGACUCUAAACCUCAAGUAAAUUUUAAUGCAAAAAUGUUAAGAUCUCAAAAAUUAGACUCUAGGGAGAACACAAAAACUGCCGCCAAAGAGAAACUUCAGUCAGAAACUUUCUUGUCAAAACAGUUGGAACAUACAAAUAAAGAUCUUGGUGAAAGCUUUCGAAAAGGUGUGGAUCACAAAGCUCUCCAAAAUACUAAUGAAGAUUUAUCAAAACAAUCUUCUAAUCAUGAGAACAAAGAUCUUGUAAAAAGCUUUCCAGAAGUUGUCUCUUAUCAAAAUUUAACUGGUGAAGAAGAGAGUUCCCAGAAGUCUGGCUUUAAAGGUAUAAAGCUUUCGGAACAGAUAGAAAUACCUGCUGAUUUAAAAGCUAAUACAGAAAGCUUAGAAAAAGAAAGUAAUGAAAAAGCUUUAAAACUUUUGCAACCACCCACUAUUGAUGAAAUUAAAAACAUUACAGAUAUCAACAAUCAGAAACUAAAACUAACAACAAUUAAAGCUAAUCGACAAACUCUAGCAAAACAAAAACAACAUUCCUUAAGUUCUACUUUUCAAAGAGAAAAACGUUUCAAAACAAAAAUCUUAAACCCAGAAAACAUCACACAAACUUUAGCAAAUCUUACGAAACCACAAAUAGAAAAUAACACAGAAAGUUCCCACGACUAUACCGAAGACAACACAAAAACUGAACAGCAACAUAUGGCUCCUACGGCAAUUACCGAUACCAUAACAAGAUCUAAAAUCGAGUCCCUAACACCAAAUCAUACAAAAUCAAUUAUUGUCGUUGAAAACAAAAAACAAAAUAAAUCUAGAAAUGAAAGCGUUGAAUUGGAAACAGCGGAUGAACGUAAAUUAAAAUUUACUGAUGAACAAAAACAAUUGGCAAUCAAUACAACUACAGCAGGAACAACAGCAACUACUAAAGGAAAUGGCAAUAACAUGACGGCAAUUGAGAAUAAAAUGAAUAAUAAACAGCUGGCUGCUAAGGAAAGGCAGUCAAAAGAUGACAAUAAAAACGAAAAUAUUCAACUUAUUGAUGAGGAACAUGUUGUCAGUGAAAUUAAUGGCAUUAAUACGAUGAUGACAACAGCCCCAACAGGAGGGGAGGAGAAAACAACAACAACUUCUAAAACAUACUUAAUCACAACUCCUACAACUGUUGUUGAAACGUCAGCCACAGCAGUGGCAAAACAAAUAUUGUUGGAAUCACCAACAACAUUGGCACAACCCAUCACCACCACCACCCUCUCUACAUCAUCACCAUUUUCUAUAUUUACUGAAAGCCUUCAAAAUACUACCGUAGCCAACUCAUUUAGCACUACUAAUGGACCCUUAUCAAUACAUGAUUUAGUUAAUACUAGAUUAAACACAGUUAGUAUUGAUAGCAAAACUAUACCAACUACUUAUACAACAACAACACUAAUGCAAUUAGUUUCUACAACAUCAACCGCAACAUUACCACCAUUUUCCUAUAAUUCUACUUUAACAACAUCUCUUACUUCACCACCACCCUCACUAUCAUCAUUAGUAUCGUCGGCAUCAUCUGCUGCGGCCACUUCUAUGUCUAGUUUAUAUAGCAACAACUUUGCCACUACUUCCACCACUACCACACCCUCUUGGCCCGUCAAACAUGCCUCCGUAAUGGAGGGUAACGUUAUUUUAGGCGGUCUUAUGAUGGUUCACUCACGUGAGGAUAGCAUUACCUGCGGCCCCAUUAUGCCUCAAGGUGGUAUUCAAGCUUUAGAGGCCAUGCUUUAUACUUUGGAUCAGGUUAAUAAACAACAAUUGUUGCCCAAUAUUACAUUGGGUGCUCAUAUCUUGGAUGAUUGUGAUAAGGAUACUUAUGGUUUGGAAAUGGCUGUGGAUUUUAUUAAGGGUAAGUGA